Messenger RNA from Iphiclides podalirius (scarce swallowtail), 2229 nucleotides. The record is from the annotation of a GenBank genome assembly. NCBI's taxonomy places the organism in Eukaryota, Metazoa, Arthropoda, Insecta, Lepidoptera, Papilionidae.
AUGGGCGGCGGUUAUCACUUAACAUCAGAUUGCGUGCAGCUGCAAGUGUACCGCGACUCGAAGGCGCGGUGGGGGGGCGCCGCGAGCAAGGCCUCCCUCUCCCUACAGCGCUACUUGGGCUGCGAGAGCGGCUUCACGUUGGACAAGCACUCGCACACGCUGGCGCUUAUCUGCCAGGACUUCACGGCCGUGCUGGCCUUCGAGACGCGGGAGCGGCUCAUGCAGUGGCAGGUGAAGCUGCAGGCGCACCUGUGCUGGUCGCGGCAGUGGGUGGUGGUGGUGGCGGCGGGGGGCCGGGUGGCGGCCGGCCCGGCGCGCCUCCUGCUGCGCCCACCGGCCGCCGCACUCGCCGCCGGGGUGCCCCCGAGGCUGCUCGCCGUUUGGGAACUAUCGCAUCUCAGGCGUUAUGGCGUCGUCGAAGGGCGAUUUUGUUUGGAGGGUGGAUCUCUCUGUGGAAAAAGCGAAGGCCUUCACGUCCUGGUGACCGAUCAAGCGGCAGAGAUCGCACGCGACUUUGACCUGGCCUCUAGGGGGAACAUCUCUCCCAGAAGAACAUUUGCCGCCAUUAAAAUUUAUGAAGGUGUUGAAAGUCCAAAAUCACACAAAGCGUUCCGGUCGGACACGAGGCUUUCGGAACUGAAUACUAUAGAUCGUUCCCUGCCACCGAUGGACUUGCGGCUGUACGAGGAUCCGUGCGUUGAAGAACCAGGUGACAUCUCACCGUACUGGCUUUCUGCGGAACACGCGCAUUUCCAGGAUAUGGGUCUAGGAGACACGGUUUCCGUCAACGAGACCGUCGAAGGUGCCGAUGGGGCUCCAUGGCACGGCACCAACAGCGUCAUGUUGGAGCGCUGCAUGAGUUGCAUUUCCAAGCUGGGCGCUCUGUCACGCUCUUCUACAGCCGCACUGACGCCUGGCGCUAAACACUUCAGUCCCGCGUGGACGAUGGAAGCGCUGAAUGAAAAUCUCCACAGUGAUAAUGUGACAAGUGAUAGCGCGAAGAGUUGUGAAAAAAGGAAUAGAGAUACAAGUGAUAACGUUGUGCCAAACAAAGAGAAUAUGAAACCCAGUGAUGAUCGUACUGCUCUUUACGCUACAGUGGAUCUUUCUCGAAAGACUAGAAGAAAAGUACAGCUUGAGGGAUGGACCACGCCCGACGGUAGGACGUCGGCAGAUAUUGAAGUAGACGAGGGCCCCUUAGCUAAUUAUGAAAAUCUGAGCUUUGCUUUGUCUCUUGAACAUUACGAAAAUGCCAAAGAUCUAUUAAGAAAGGUCGGUAUCACUGAAAGUGAGUUGAAUGCAAUCGGUGCCAAUUUAAAACCAGAGUCGUUUGCAGCAAUGAAGAAGAAAAGUGUUUGUACAAAAUGUGGACAUCAACAGAGUGAAACCGAUUCAGAGGCAGCUUGUAGUAGGACAACAGGAGGAAGCAACGAUGAAUAUCUGAUGAUGGAGCCCAGUAGUUUGGAUAGUGAUAGACUGGAAAGAGAUCGAACUCUGGCGGCCGGUUAUACACCGAUGUCGCCGAUUGGCGGCUUCGCCUUCCAUACAUUAAAAUAUGCAAAGAGCUCUUUUAACCGACUGCUCGAGGAAAAAUCCGCCAGCAAUCCCGCGCUGUGCCCCGAGAAAUCCCCGCGAGUGGAGGCCGAGGGGGCGGAGGGCGGGCGAACGGCGGUCGCGGAGACUAGCGGGAGGCAGCGCGGCGGCCGCGGUCGGCGCUCGAGCUCGGUGGACUCGUCGCGGUUCUUGGAGGACGUGGAGGAGUUCGAGGGCAGCGUGGGCAGCCGCGGCUCGGCCUCCUCGAUGGAGACGCUGCGCGACCUCUCCGGGGGGCGCGCCCCGGCGAGGGCGGCGUGCGAGUGCGCGACACGAGCGGGCGCGGCGGCGGCGGCCCCGCCAGGGGCGCGCGACUCUUGCAGCUCCAACGACUCAGGCGUCUCCAGCUGGUCGCUGCGCUCGGCCGCGCCGCCGCCGCCCGCCCACGCGCGCUCCCGCAGAGGCGGCAGCACCCGCCGCUGCAGGGGAGCCACUCCGAGGUACCGUUCUGCGAGGGUGACGGAUGCACAUAGCACUUCCAGUGGAACUUCUGACAUGUCCGACUACGUGGAAACAUUGUCGAUGUGCUCCUCACAGUCGUCCAGCGAUACACCACUCGGGCCAUGCCCACGCAGAGCUGCCAGCACCCUCCGACCUCGCGCCGGCAAGGAGUACCGUCCGCUUGCCCCGCGCCGC